CCAUAGUGUAAUUUCACAAUUGUCAAUGUCAAAAUGACGUAUAAAUGGUUCAAAUUUGUGAUAUAAAAAUAUUCUUUAGAAAUAGAAUUAAGCUGUUGAUUAGUGCUAUUUUCUAAUAGCUUAAUAAUACGUAUGGUGUUGUGAUGGAACUCACUUUUUUACGUCCCACGACUUGUGAUUAAUUAAAGGAUGUAUCUCUCGCAUAGUUCCUCAAAAAACUAAGCUAAUAUGUCUGGAAACGCUCCUGCUGCCCCCGAAGGGAUAAACCUAGAAAACCACCUCGGCGGUGGACCGUUAAUAAACCUAAAUAGAAUUAGGAAUAACAAUAAUCUAAACCCAUUAUUUAACGUUAGAGAUAGGCUGUUCCACACUCUGUUCUACAGAGCCGCGUUAGCUUAUGCAAGGACAUUUCCCAAACCCCUGAGGAGGUUCCUGGAAUUCCUCAUAUUAAUAAAAGCAAUCGCCGCAUUUUUCGUGUUAGUGUACAUACAUACGGCAUUUUCAAAGACGCCCUCUACGUGUCUGCAACAUGUGAAGGAUACCUGGCCCAGAGACGGCAUCUUGCGGGUAGAGAUUGUCAGGAACGCCGGUCAGGAUUACAAUAUCGAACACAGCUACGCCAAAGAGGAGAAGCUCAAGCAGCAGGUGAAGGUGGACGACUUUGUUCACAUGAUAGGCCUUCUUGCCAGGGAGGGGUUCAAUAUUGAGCCGUCGGCUGUCGAGGACAGCACCAAGGAAACCCAGCCGCUAGAUUCUGAUAUGCAAACUUAUGUAGAGAACAACGGUUCGGAUUCGGAACCGGCGCAGAGCAUCAUUCCGAAUUCCCUCCUGAACGUAAGCGGGGUCUCGUCGACCAUUUGGGACGGGUUUAACAUGUUGACGGAGAACCCUCAGGCUUAUUCCGAGAGGACGAUUUUUCCCUCGGGUUACGCUAUCGAUGACGUGGAAAACGACGCCACGAAUUCGACGGAGGCUCAGGACGUCGAGGAAACUGAACGGAGCGAGGAGAAAAUUGUGAGCGUGAGCAAGUUGAAAGGUUCAACGUUCCACGAUGACGAAUACAUAGUGGAAUACUCCUUGGAGUACGGUUUCCUCAGACUGAAUCCCGCCACCAGGGCCAGGCUGAAGAUACCCGUGCAGAUCGUCUUUCUGGACCCCGGCAAGGACGAAUGUUUCGGGGACUCGUUCAGUCGUCUGAUCCUGGAGGAGUUCCUGGGUUACGACGAUUUGCUGAUAGCCUCCAUAAAGACGCUAGCCGAUCAGGAGGACAAUAAAGGAUACCUGAGGAACGUUGUAUCGGGCGAGCAUUACAGGUUCGUCAGCAUGUGGAUGGCGAGGACGUCCUAUUUCGCGGCUUUCUUCAUAAUGAUUGUUUUCACCGUCUCUGUGUCCAUGCUGCUGCGCUACUCCCAUCACCAGAUAUUCGUGUUCAUCGUGGACCUGCUGCAGAUGCUGGAAUUCAACGUCACUGUCAGCUUUCCGGCGGCCCCUUUGCUGACCGUCAUCCUUGCCCUAGUCGGCAUGGAAGCCAUCAUGUCAGAAUUCUUCAAUGACACCACAACCGCUUUCUACAUAAUCCUAAUAGUUUGGAUGGCCGAUCAGUACGAUGCUAUUUGCUGCCACACAGCUAUUACCAAACGCCAUUGGUUAAGGUUCUUCUACCUCUACCACUUUUCUUUCUAUGCUUAUCACUAUCGAUUCAACGGGCAGUACAGUAGUUUAGCUCUAGUAACGUCUUGGCUUUUCAUACAGCACUCUAUGGUCUACUUCUUCCACCACUACGAGCUACCCGUCAUCCUCCAACAGGCCCACUUCCAGCAGUUCCUGCUGCGCAGCUCUCAGCAGCAGCGGGAGGUGUUGGCGGCACCUCUGCCAACUUCGCCACCCAUCAGGACCCGGUUCACGCAACUGAUAUCCGCCGUGAGGCCCUCCGUCACCACCCAGACCUCCACCACUGUCAGCCAGAUCGCCACCUCCACCUCCACCAACACCACCGAGUCCUCCACGGUCGGUACCUCGGCUCAGCCGGUCAGCUCCAACAGGUCCAGUCAGACGAUUCCCAGGUCUGUGGAGACGGCGGAGUCCCAAACCUCUGGCGGCCACCCCUCUGUCGUCGCGUCCAGCCAGACCAACGAGGAGAUCACGAGGAGAGCGCCGUCUGGAGGUCCCGAUCAACCGUGAGCAAGUAUUUUAUCGUAAUAUAGUUGAAUUGGUGGACAUACCCUUAAAAGACUUUUAUUUACAUUACCUAUUUCUAUAGCCACUAUGUGUAUAUAAUAGUGUUUAUUUUUAAUGCUUAAAGAAAUUGUAAAUAUUGUUAUUUUUGUUUAAUAGGUGGAUGUAGAUCAUGAAAUAAA
Messenger RNA from Anoplophora glabripennis (Asian longhorned beetle), 2357 nucleotides. Its product is annotated as membralin. The record is from RefSeq and is a predicted model, not a curated record. Gene Ontology annotation, biological process: positive regulation of ERAD pathway; response to endoplasmic reticulum stress. Gene Ontology annotation, cellular component: endoplasmic reticulum. Lineage: Eukaryota; Metazoa; Arthropoda; Insecta; Coleoptera; Cerambycidae. Bases 229 to 2181 code for a protein of 650 amino acids. The transcript has 11 exons.